Messenger RNA from Carica papaya (papaya), 926 nucleotides. RefSeq names its product cytochrome P450 71B34-like. The record is from RefSeq and is a predicted model, not a curated record. NCBI's taxonomy places the organism in Eukaryota, Viridiplantae, Streptophyta, Magnoliopsida, Brassicales, Caricaceae. Gene Ontology annotation, molecular function: iron ion binding; heme binding; monooxygenase activity.
CAUCUUCGAAAACGCCAUUAAUGUCCAUCUUGAGCUUGAGAGAAACAACCAACAAAGUAAAGACAUUAUUGAUGUGAUGUUAGAAUUAGACGUAGAUAAUCAAGAUCGCUCAACAGGAUCAUUCGUCCAACGUAACCAUAUAAAGGGAUUGCUCAUGAACAUAUUCUUUGGUGGAAUAGAUACUAGUUCAAAUAUUGUGAUAUGGGCAAUGGCAGAACUUAUUCGUAAUCCAAGAGUGAUGAAGAUCGCACAAGAUGAAAUCAGAAAUUGUGUUAGAAAUAGAGAAAGAGUCACAGAAGAUGAUUUAUAUCAACUUCAAUAUCUCAAGUUACUAAUAAAAGAGACUCUAAGACUUCACCCUGUCGCUCCUCUGUUGGUUGUAAGAGAAGUCAUGUCUCAUUUUAAGAUGAAUGAGUAUGACAUCUUCCCUAAAGACUUGAUAAUUAUUAAUGCUUGGGGAAUUGCAAGAGAUCCCAGCUAUUGGGACAAGCCUGAAGAGUUCUUUCCAGAAAGAUUUAUAGAAAACUCUAUUGAUUUUAGAGGACAACAUUUUGAGUUUCUUCCAUUUGGAUCUGGUCGAAGAAUUUGUCCAGGAAUUAAUAUGGGGCUAGCAGCUGUGGAGCUUGCACUUGCCAAUCUCUUGUAUUGCUUCAAUUGGGAGGCACCAAAAGGCAUGGAGAACCAUGAUAUUAACUUAGACGAAAAAGGAGGUAUUACUUUGUCUAAAAAGAUACCUCUUGAACUUGUACCUAUAGCUUAUUUUGAGUCACGAGCUUCGGUAUAAAAGUGUGAUUAGUUUUCUACAUCCCAUAUGACUAUAAUGCUACUAUAUAUAUAUAUAUAUUACCUAAAAUUAGAAUAUGCAAAACUUCUGAGUAGUUGAUUCUUUUUAUGAUCAAUGAUGAAAUAAAAACUUUGUAUGCUUA